Molecule: messenger RNA, 2589 nt
Organism: Balearica regulorum gibbericeps (East African grey crowned-crane)
Lineage: Eukaryota; Metazoa; Chordata; Aves; Gruiformes; Gruidae
Source: RefSeq, a predicted model, not a curated record
AUGGGAAGGGCAGCGUCUGGCUGGUUCAAAAACAGCAGGAGAGACGAUGGGAUGGAAGCUCUGAACCUGGCGGUUGCUGCAGCCCAAGCCAUAGCAGAAGAAAGAAGAAGCCAAAGCGGCAUUAGUCCUAUUGCAGUCCAGACCUCAAUAAAUAUAAAAACAGCAACUAAACCAGUGAUAGAUGGUUCCACACUAAGAACAGAAGAAAGACAAAGACUGGCCAGGGAGCGUAGAGAAGAACGGGAAAAGCAACAUGCUGCCAAAGAGACACAAAUCCUUGAAAAGGAGAGAAAAGCAAAACUCCAGUAUGAAAAACAGUUAGAAGAAAGGCAGCGAAAGCUAAAAGAACAGAAGCAGAAGGAGGAACAACGGAGGGCAGCAGUAGAAGAAAAGAGAAAACAAAAAAUAGAGGAGGAAAAGGAGCGAAACGAAGCACUUAUGCAUCGUACCUUGGAACGGAAUCAGCGUCUGGAAACACGACAGAAGAGAUGGUCAUGGGGAGGGUCUGUAACUCCAGAUUCAGAGAGCAAAACCGAACAACAGACUGCAGAUGAAGGUGGAACUGGUGCCAGCAAGCGGUCCACCUCCACAGCAAACCUCAAACAGACAGAAACUGUCAUGAAUAAACGGUUGUCAUCAUCUGCAGCGCUUUUAAAUGCUUCUGAUCGAAGUACCACAAAAAGAAGUGCCUCAUUAAACAGACUGAAUAACAAAGUUCCUCUACAUUCUCAGCAGUCAGCACUCAAAGGUUCACAGGUGGAACAGAAAGGAGGAACAGAAAAGAAGAGGAGCACAUCUUUGAAUAGAAUGAGUAGUAAACCCCAGUCCUCUCCAGAACUAGAAAAAGUGAAAAAGGAAGAAAAACCAGCUCGUCGCUCCCAGCUCAGUCCUCUGGACAGUAGCGUAAUCAGUCGCCUCCUCGCCCCCACACAGGCCUCCUUAGCUAGGAGUAAAAGUGCUGCUACAUUAUCGGCUGAUGGACAAGAUCCCUCAGACUCUCACCUCUGUCCUCGUUCAGCUUCAGCCAGUUCCAUCAAUUCCCCAGUCCCAACUCCUAAAGUGCCCGUGCGCAGUCGUAGCAUCGACAGGUUGAAGUCCUCUGUAUCUUCAUCUGAUGCAAGUUCACCAGAUUCAACCCAGAAGUUAGAAACAGAAAAACAGUCCCCAGGUUCCGGUUUAAGACGCCCUCCCUCGCCAUCUGUGUCUGCCCGUAGAAGAUCCCCUUCUCCUGCUAAUUUGGUGAAGCGUCCUCCAUCACCUUCUACCAUUAGACAAAAGACUCGUCCACCUUCGCCUAGUGUGUCAAAACAAAGACCACCAUCUCCUACUCUAGUCUCUAAACCAGCACCCAUCCAACGUCCACCUCUCACACCAGGUGUUAUAAACAUCACCAAAAAGAAAACUGAAGCAGAGAGCAAACCAAAGGAUAAGAGCACAGAAGGAAUAGGACAAGAACAAGGUGCUUCACCAGCCUUGGACAGGGAUGCGGUAGCAGCUAGCACAAAGACCAAAGAAGAAUCAGGUAGCAAAACAGUAGCAGGGACCACCACAGCUGAAGAAGCUGCUAAAAUCUUGGCAGAGAAACGACGUCUAGCACGGGAGCAAAGAGAGCGUGAAGACCAAGAAAGAAUUCAGAGACAGGAAGAGGAAAGAAUCAGAGAAGAAGAAAUGGCCAAGAGAGCAAUUGAGGAAAAAGCACGACGGGAGGAGGAGCUCCGCAAACAGGAGGAAGAAAAGAGACUGGCUUAUGAAGAACAACAACGACAAGCUGAAGAGGAGAGGAUCCGCAGAGAACAGGAAGAGCAGGAAAAACUUGUAGAGCUUCAACACCAGAGAGAAGAAGCUGAAGCAAAAGCUCAAGAAGAGGCUGAAAGACAGCGACUGGAAAGAGAGAGAAUUAUGCAGCAAAAUAUGCAGGAAAGGCUUGAAAGAAAAAAGAGAAUUGAGGAAAUAAUGAAAAGAACACGAAAAUCGGAUCAAAAUGAAUCCAAGUUGCAGAAUGAAGGGAAGUCUGUCUCCGAGGCUAUCGAGGGAGAGGAUAUUGAAGAGGAGGAAGAGUUGGGUCUUGAGAAGACUGAUCAGCCAGGAAAGCUAAAUGGCAUUGACUUACCCCAGGAAGUCAAGGCAGAGGGUUGUUUAGAGACUGCGCAGAGCUUGAUCUCUGCAGAGUCUGAGGAACAAGAUGUGUCAGCAUUGAAGGCCAGUGAAGUAUUUAUGAAUGGAGGCGAUUUGAAAAGUAACGAGGGGUCUCUGCUUGUUACUGAAUUAAAGGAUUCCAGCCAUCCUGCAAAAGAAAUGGUUAUCGAUGACUCGGUGAAGUUGGGUGUUAAUGAAGCUGAUCAUACAAUUGGACUUACUCAGAAUCUUAAUGGAAAAUCUGAUUCAUGGACUUUAGAGGAGUUUAUCGACAUUGGAGUACAUUCCAAGUCAACCAAACUGAGCUUAGACAGCAUCUCUGCUGGUAACUGUAAUCAAAACUUGAAUGAUGCUGCUACAAUACCUUCUAGUCCCAAAUUGGCUUUUGAGGAAGACGGUGCAGUGAAUUCAUUGACCAAACCUAUAGACGCUUCGUCAGGUAAUCCCAGCUGA